CUCGAGACCAACACCAAAACAACCAUGUCUUUCGAGAAGACCUCCCMAGGAACCACCGCUKCUUCUUGUUCUCCACCGAAGCCAUUGCCCGAAUACGUCAGCGACGAACUGGARUAUCUGCAGCCCUCCCAGGUCGACGAAGCCGCCCGCUUGCUGGCGGAUUGCUUUCUGGACGACUCCAACCCUUCCCCGCAGUACAGCUGGAUCUUCGAGGAAUUGCUGCUCACGGAAGAGGAGGAGGAACGCGCUCCCCGGGCAGCAGGCAAUCACAAAGAAGACCCGCGGAUUGGCAGCAAGCGACGCUCGCGCCAGCGAGAUGCCCUCCGUUGGAUCUUCCGUAAAAAUCUGGAAAUCGAGCUCGAGCACGACGCCGCACAGAACCGCACCACAGCGUGCCGGUGUUCCUUUCGUCGCAAACCGAACCAGCCACCCGAGAUGGUGUGUUUCUUCAUCCUCAAGGACGUACAAUCACCCACAACGAACAACAGCGGUAGCACCGACAAAAAAGACGGGGAAAGUGGUGAUGGCACCAAGAUAUCGACAUGGACGAUGCUCCGGAAUGGAAUUCUUUGGUUUCCGAUCCUAUUUGGGUGGAGGGUCUUUUACAGGUUGCUAGUGGUCAAGAAUUAUUUUGAUACUGCAACCUUGGAGCUGUUGUCCUCGAAUCAUGUAGUUCGUUCGUGCCGUGCUCUGGAACGAGUGGUGGUCCAUCCCUCGUUGCAGGGAAAGGGGGUAGGGACCUUUUUUUUGCGKAAGGCAUUGUUCGGUGASGGGACGGACGAUGGUUCYGCUGGCAAUGGUAACAGCGGUGGCGGCAGCGUGAUACUGCACACGCAAGAAGAAAGGAAYGUUGCGUUUUACUCGAGACUCGGUUUCGUCGUCGUGAAGAAAGAUCGACCAUUCUCCGGUGGCACCAAUUGGGCGAUGGUGAUGACAAGUUCUUGACCAGAAAGUCGGCUUUGGGCAUCGCCAUUGGCUCCGGUACAACAAAUAGGAUUGCAACCACCGUCCGCUUUUUCGUUUUGGUUCGUCGCAUCGAGCGAGCGCAYAACGCAUAUGCAACACGAAYGCCUUCCACACUGGGCCACUAUUUCCCACGAGUGGCAUUAUUUUCUUUUGUACAGAAACGCAKCUUUUUGUUUUGUGAGACGAUCAAUGAAKAGAUGACAGCGCUCAGUCCCGACAGCAUCUUAUCGUUCGGYGUUGURACGGCUAUUGAGCAGGGCUGACAUUAGAAGCAAAYYUCCACCAAUAAAAUUAACUUCUUGCCAGAUACCAGUGCCCAGAGUUUAUUGGAUCUUAUUCCACGGUAUCAUUGGAUAGGCAGUGAUUCUUCUGUAUUUUCAGAUGCCRCAUCUUAUUGCUUUGGUCAGGAYUGUCCCAACUCAUUUGGUGGCAAGUGUGAGCUACGACAAAUUUUYGUGGAAGACAAGACUACKASUAGUAUCAUUAGAAUGURGCAGUAACGCUAGAUGAAUUCUUUCCUACAUUAUCAGUUCAAUUAUCACGAUUAGUGUUUCGUGAGGACAACCUUCAGCACUCGUCCAAGAAGGUUGGUGACCUCUUCUUGGACACCCUGAAGCACUGGUGUGCCUCUGGAUAAGCACAUAUCCAAAUUCUUGGUAAAAGAGCUAGGCUUUAAACCAGCUACACAUGAGCCAUGGUGCCUSWAUUACAAACAUGAUCCCAAUGAUGGUCUCACCAUCAUCCUCAAACAAGUGAUGACUUCCUCRUUGCUAAGAACCAGCAUGAUGAACACAUCUGUGACAAGAUCAGGCAGCACAUUCAGCGCCACAUGUCCAACCGACUCAAUAUACUAGGCACCAUCUGCAAAUUCAAUGGUAUCCAUGMAGAGCAAACUAUGCUAUUCAACCAUCUCCAUUAUGCAAAGUAAAUUGAAAAAGAUAUGCUCUCRUGACCCACCAUGGAUAGGAUGGGAGUACUGACUCCAAAACAUGGAAAUGCCCUACACCAAUAAAAGAAGAAUCAGGAUAUUGAAAACAAUUACAGAUGGAACAGGGACCAGCAGGAGACCCCCUUGAAGCUGCCACUGAACUGGAACAACAGAUGGGAUUCAGCUAUUGACAGUGCAUAUGAGAWCUGGUCUAUGCCCUAAAUAUCUGUCCCAUAAAUAGUAUCUCCAUUGCAGUUAUCACACUACUAGUAAGUCAACAUUCCCAUUGCCCUGCUAAGAUCUGCYGCAAAGCAAUCAAACAGGUUUUUGCCUACCAACUACUAGCAACUGAACAAUAGGGACUCRCAUAUUGGAGACCUGCUCUUUGCCUCAAUAUCCCAGAUGCUCAACAUUCAAGUCCAAUAUCCUCCAAUCCAGAUGAAUUGACAAAGUUCUAUCAAAGUUCCAACCCCUCAAUAUCCAUGGUGCUUAUUAUACAACUUGGGMAUCUGAUAGAACAAAGAGGCAAGAAUCUAUGGGAGUAUUGCUAUCAUUAUGUUAGCUGGAGCUGCAGUAUAYUAUCGUCCUCAUACCUGUAUCCAGCCAACUAUUGCAUAGAGCUCUACUGCUGGUGUAGUAGUAGUAGUAGUAGCUGAAUUUGCCAACAUGACAGAUGCUGGUAAAGCAGCUCUUUUUUUCAGAUGAAUCCUUUUUGAACUCCAAAUACAACAACAUACCCCUACACCCAUACUGGCAGACAAUUAUGGUGCUGCUAUUAGGAUGCURGCAAAUGCACAACAACCUACUAAAUCACCAUGAAGAACUCAACACAUGGUGGAAAUGAAACUCUUUGUAAUCCUACUACUAUACUAAUGGACCAAUGAUGAAUUCAUUUAAUAUAUACAAACCAAAAUC
Molecule: messenger RNA, 2809 nt
Organism: Pseudo-nitzschia multistriata
Lineage: Eukaryota; Bacillariophyta; Bacillariophyceae; Bacillariales; Bacillariaceae
Source: the annotation of a GenBank genome assembly